CUGGCGGCGCGGACGCGCGCUCGGGGCAGCCGGAGAUGCGGGAGCGCGCACCGCCGUGGACGUCAAAAACCCAAUUUGGCGUGAACGGAAAGUGAAUGUGCGCGCGGAGAUCGGGCCUCGAGUAUGGCUCACAGGCCCAAACGGACUUUCCGGCAGCGCCAAGCUCAGUCCAGCGAUAGCGAUGACGCCGAGGAUCCGUCAGCUGAAUCCGGGGCGCCCAGGGAGCGGACGGCCCCGGGCCCGCAGGAGGAAGGCCCGCCCUCCGGAGGAGCCCGCGCGGAGGUGGCGGAACUGCCCCGCCGGACCCGAGGUCCUCGGGGCCGGGGUCGGGUCUGGGCGAGUUCCCGGCGCGCCCCCGGAGUCGCUCCUCGCGCUGACAGCUCAGGGGGCCAAGAAUCCAGAACAGCUGAUCUUUCAACAGAUGAAGAAGAUGGAGCACAUCAUUCCUCAGGAAGUAAUGAUGAUCAGAGUUCAUCUUCUGACAACGUUAGCUCUCUGGAAGAAAAAGAAUCUUCAUCAAUAGGUGGGACUCACCCCAGAACUCUAGUCUGGUUUGACUUUGCACCAAUUGUGUUGUGUUUCUUCUUUGUAUUGAUGUCCACAGAGGAGGAGGUCAUUUCUUUCUUAUUUGUUAGGAUCCCUGAUGCAGCUUUUAUUCAGGCAGCCCGCAGAAAACGUGAAUUGGCCAGGGCCCAAGAUGACUAUAUUUCUUUGGAUGUAAAACAUGACUCCACCACUCCUGAUACAAAGAGGAAUAAUGAUGAGGAUCCUGAGAGUGAGCCUGAUGAUCAUGAGAAGAGAAUACCAUUUACCCCAAAGCCUCAGACACUUAGACAAAGAAUGACUGAAGAAACAACAAGUAGAAAUGAAGAAACAAGUGAAGACAGUCAAGAAGAUGAAAAUCAAGAUAUUUGGGAACAGCAACAAAUGAGGAAAGCAGUUAAAAUCACAGAGGGAAGAGAUAUAGACCUUUCCCACAGUAGUAAAUCUCAAACAGUGAAGAAGUUUGAUGCUUCCAUUUCAUUUCCACCAGUAAAUUUAGAAGUUAUAAAGAAACAACUAAAUAACAGAUUAACAUUACUACAGGAUACUCAUCGCUCACAUCAGAGAGAAUUUGAAAAAUACAUGCAAGAUGUCAAGAGCUCAAAGAGUACAAUUGAGAACCUUGAGAAUUCAUCAAGUCAAGCUGCAAAUUAUAAAUUCUAUAAAAGCAUGAAAAUCUACGUGGAAAAUAUAAUUGACUGUCUUAAUGAAAAGAUGAUCAACAUCCAAGAAAUAGAAUCAUCCAUGCACGCACUUCUUUUAAAACAAGCCAUGACCUUAAUGAAGCGCAGGCAAGAUGAAUUAAAACAUGAAUCAGCGUACUUACAACAGUUAUCACGCAAAGCUGAGACAUCAACAAAUGGAAGUUUGGUUAUAGAUGAAAAAACUCAGCGCAUUUUAGAAGAUAUUGAAUCUCGAAGGAUACAAAGAAGGCAAGCAAGAGCACUUUCUGGUAACUAUAACCAUCAGGAAGGGACAUCUAGUGAUGAUGAACUAUCUUCUGCAGAGAUGACCAACUUCCAAAAAAGCCAAGGUGACAUUUUACAGGAUCAUAAGAAAGUUUUUGAAGAUGUGCAUGAUGAUUUUCGUAACAUCCAGAAUAUUUUAUUGAAAUUUCAGCAAUGGCGAGAAAAGUUUCCUGAUUCCUAUUAUGAUGCUUUUAUUGGCUUAUGCAUACCAAAACUUUUAAAUCCCCUAAUACGAGUCCAGUUGCUUGAUUGGAAUCCUCUUAAGUUGGAUUCCAUAGGUUUAAAACAAAUGCCAUGGUUCACGUGUAUAGAAGAAUUUAUGGAUAACAAUGUGGAAGAUGCAAAGAGAGACACUAGUUCUGAUAAAAAAAUUUUGUCUUCAGUCAUCAACAAGACAGUUAUUCCUCGACUUAAAGACUUUGUAGAAUGCAUUUGGGAUCCACUGUCAACUUCACAGACAACAAGUUUAAUAAACCACUGCAGAGUGAUUCUUGAAGAACAUUCCACUUAUGAAAAUGAAGUUAAUAAAAGCCAACAGGAUUUACUUAAAUCCAUUGCUUCAAGAAUGAAGAAGGCGAUAGAAGAUGAUGUUUUUAUUCCUCUAUACCCAAAGAGUGCUGUAGAAAAUGAAACAUCACCGCAUUCCAAGUUCCAAGAAAGGCAAUUCUGGUCAGCUCUGAAGCUCUUCCGCAAUAUUCUUCUUUGGAAUGGAGUCCUUUCAGACAACACCUUGCAAGAGCUAGGACUAGGGAAGCUGCUAAAUCGAUACCUUAUUAUAGCUCUUCUUAAUGCCAUACCUGGACCAGAUGUUGUGAAAAAAUGCAACCAGAUAGUAGUAUGUCUACCAGAAAAAUGGUUUGAAAAUUGUGCUACAAGGACAUCUAUUCCCCAGCUAGAAAACUUCAUUCAGUUGUUAUUGCAGUCUGCACAUAAAUUGUCUGGGGAUGAAUUCAGGAAUGAAGUCAAGGAAAUAAUUCUUAUUCUGGUGAAAAUAAAAGCUUUACAUCAAGCAGAAUCCCUCACAGAAGAGUAUCACCUAGACCAUCUUAAAUCACUAAUUAAAGAAGUUUGAGUACACUUAAUAGGAAAGUACUAAAAUGAGAUUUAUAUAUUUUAAAAUAUAAUACUCAAUCCCUUUGCUUGCAAACAAAACAAAACAAAAAACAAAGCCUGGUGCCUUUUUAUUCCUUGUAAUGGAGGGUAGGAUUUCCAAAGAACAGAACUCCUCCCUCCAUUCCCUCCUUCUGCUUUCCUGGAAAACUGCCCUUCCUAAUUAACUGGUGCUUGAAGAAAUUAAAUGCACAGGAGCAGUAAGAGAUCAAUCUGUAUGUCUUUGAAUUUCUUUACUUUUAAAGACUCCUGUUUACAAUUAAUAAGGAAAUCUUAAUUAGAAAGAAUUAUGUGUUAACUGGAUAGUCAAAUUGUCCUUCAGAAAUCUGUACCAAUCUCUUGUACCAAGACCAAAUAAGCGUAAGAGUGCCACUGAAUCACCACCAGUUAUUAUAUUUGACAGGUAAAAAGAAUUGUAAUUCUUUUGUUUUGGCUGUUAGCAAAAAAUAUAUUGGGUUGGACAAUUCAUUAUUCUUUUUGAAAUAUCCAUUCUUUUUUUUAUGGGCUUGAAGGCCUUUAUAUUGUAAAAAAAGACUUUUUUUUUUUGCCUGUCCUAUGUGGCAAAUUAGUUUUUCUCAUUUGUCACUUUUCUUUUGUAUGUUUUUUUUUUUUUUUUUUUUGGUAUGCUGCUGUUGCUUUUUUAGCAAGUUGCUGCUUUUUGGUCAGACCAUUGCUGGAAAGCACUUAGCAUUCCUUCACUAUGACUGUUCCCAGCAAUAAUUACUGUUUUCAUCUUAAUUUUAUCCUUUCAGACAUUUAUCUCUAUGAAAGUAUGUGGUCAGGUCCAAUGGCCGCAUGCCUGUAAUCCCAGUAGCUCGGGGGGCUGAGGCAGGAGAUCAUGAAUUCAAAGCCAGCCUCAGCAACAGUGAGGCUGGCUUUGAACUCAUGAUCCUCUAAGAAACUCAGUGAGACCUUGUCUCUAAAUAAAAUACAAAAUAGGGCUCAGGAUGUGGUUUAGUGGUUGAGUGCCCCUGAAUUCAAUCCCAGGUACCCCUCUCUCAAAAAAAACUUUUGUGUAAUUUUUUGUUUUUGCAUAAAUGGCAGAUUUUAUUGCAUCUGAAAUGUGUAAAUUUUUUAUUAUUAAAGUGUACAUUUAUAAAUUA
This is a messenger RNA of Marmota monax (woodchuck), 3724 nucleotides long. RefSeq names its product GC-rich sequence DNA-binding factor 2 (gene Gcfc2). The transcript has 18 exons. Bases 124 to 2583 code for a protein of 819 amino acids. Lineage: Eukaryota; Metazoa; Chordata; Mammalia; Rodentia; Sciuridae. Gene Ontology annotation, biological process: mRNA splicing, via spliceosome. Gene Ontology annotation, cellular component: nucleus. Gene Ontology annotation, molecular function: DNA binding. The record is from RefSeq and is a predicted model, not a curated record.